Molecule: messenger RNA, 8930 nt
Organism: Oryctolagus cuniculus (rabbit)
Lineage: Eukaryota; Metazoa; Chordata; Mammalia; Lagomorpha; Leporidae
Gene: IKBKG
Product: inhibitor of nuclear factor kappa B kinase regulatory subunit gamma
Biological process (GO): positive regulation of canonical NF-kappaB signal transduction
Cellular component (GO): IkappaB kinase complex; nucleus; cytoplasm
Molecular function (GO): K63-linked polyubiquitin modification-dependent protein binding
Source: RefSeq, a predicted model, not a curated record
GGUUCCCUUGGCUACGACACCGGAAGCCGGAAGCGGGGGGUUAAACAGCGGGGAAGGGAAGGGCGACUGCCGAACCCGGACCUUCUUAGAACGCCGGGGUCCUCAGAGCUCUCGGAGCCUUCUGCUCCUGUCCUGCUCACUCUAACCAACUCUGCUGACAGAGCGUGCCUUGGAUGAGCAGGCAGCCCUGGAAGAACCAGCUGUGUGAGAUGGUGCAGCCCAGCGGCGGCCCGGCCGGGGACCAGGACGUGCUGCCUGAAGAGUCUUCUCUGGGGAAGCCGGCCAUGCUGCAUCUGCCCGCAGAGCAGGGUGCUCCUGACGCUCUCCAGCGCUGUCUGGAGGAGAACCAAGAGCUCCGAGAUGCCAUCCGGCAGAGCAACCAGAUGCUGCGGGAGCGCUGUGAGGAGCUGCUGCGUUUCCAGGUCAGCCAGAGGGAGGAGAAGGAGUUCCUCCUGUGCAAGUUCCAGGAGGCCAGGAAACUGGUGGAGAGACUGAACCUGGAGAAGCUCGACCUGAAGAGGCAGAGAGAGCAGGCCCUGCAGGAGGUGGAGCACCUGAAGAGAUGCCAGCAGCAGAUGGCCGAGGACAAGGCCUCUGUGAAAGCUCAGGUGACAUCCUUGCUUGGGGAGCUCCAGGAGAGCCAGAGUCGCUUGGAGGCUGCCACUAAGGAGCGAGAGGCUUUGGAGGGCAGGGCCCGGGCAGCCAGUGAGCAGGCCAGGCAGCUGGAGAGUGAGCGGGAGGCGCUGCAGCAGCAGCACAGCGUGCAGGUGGACCAGCUGCGCAUGCAGAGCCAGAGCGUGGAGGCCGCCCUGCGCAUGGAGCGCCAGGCUGCCUCAGAGGAAAAGCGGAAGCUGGCCCAGUUGCAGGUGGCAUAUCACCAGCUCUUCCAGGACUAUGACAACCACAUCAAGAACAGCAUGGUGAGCGGUGAGCGGAAGCGGGGGAUGCAGCUGGAGGAUCUGAAGCAGCAGCUCCGGCAGGCCGAGGAGGCCCUGGUGGCCAAGCAAGAAGUGAUUGACAAGUUGAAGGAGGAGGCCGAGCAGCACAAGAUGGUGAUGGAGACCGUGCCAGUCCUGAAGGCCCAGGCGGAUAUCUACAAGGCAGACUUCCAGGCUGAGAGGCAGGCCCGGGAGAAGCUGGCUGAAAAGAAGGAGCUGCUGCAGGAGCAGCUGGAGCAGCUGCAGAGGGAGUACAGCAAGCUGAAGGCCAGCUGUCAGGAGUCAGCCAGGAUUGAGGAUCUGAGGAAGCGGCAUGUAGAGGUCUCCCAGCCCCCUCUGCCCCCUGCCCCAGCCCACCACUCCUUCUAUCUGACACUGAGCAACCAGAGGAGAAGCCCCCCAGAGGAGCCGCCUGACUUCUGUUGUCCUAAGUGCCAAUAUCAGGCUCCCGAUAUGGACACCCUGCAGAUACAUGUCAUGGAGUGCAUCGAGUAGGGCCAGCGCACUCAAAGGCCGCUGCAGACGCCACGCCCAGGACUGUACCUUGCCCAGAGCUAAGGACUCGUGAGAAAGAGUGGCUGCUGCGUCAGUCCCCUGGAGCGGGCCGAGGGCCUGCACUCCAGCCCUUGGGUCUGCCGGGUCACAUCUCACGUGGUGCCUGGAGCCGCCGUUAGGCCUGAUGCUCUACUCUUUUUGUACCCAUCCCUCCGCUUGAACCACUUGCCUCUGGGGCUGAUCUUUCCUCCUCUUCCCUCUCCUCCUCCCCAGUCUCCCACCCCCACUCCCUGCCCAAGUCAAGAGUGGAGGCUGGGGCCCUCAGGGAGAUCUUCCUGCCAGCACUGACUCAGCCUCUCCUCUUGGGCUGUGUGGUGUCCACCGUGUGACCAGGCCACAUUGUAUUUAACAGUGUUGGUGCUGCUUGCAGUCUUUUGUUGUCAGAAAACAUCCUUGUGCAUUAUUCACGUGUCUUGGCAGCAGCACUGCAACCCCCGCCUCCCUGGAGCUUGGUUUUCUGCUCCCAUGGUUUGUCUGUACCCGUGCCAAGGAGCAGGAGGGUGAACCUGUUGUGUUUUGCUAUCAGCUAAUGGCGUUAAGUGUCUUCAGAGUUGAAGGCCCUUUUCAGUUCCUCUGUUGGGAAUGGGCUGUUCGUACCUUUUAUACAUUUUCCUAUUCAGUCAUUAAGUUUUGUUCCUUGGUUUCUAGAAGGUGGUUGGUCAUUAGCACGGUUAGCUUUUGUCUGUGAUAGCAAUUGCAAGUAUCUUUUCCCACAUUGACUUUGCUGCUAGUGAUUUUUGACGUUGAAUUUGUUUACCUUUACGUCGUCACAUUGAUCCGUUUGUUCUCACUGCUUUGGGCUUGGAGUUGCUGUGACCAUGCGUGCUUUGACAGAGGCUGCUUCACACGUGUCUACUUGGCUUUUUCUAACACAGAAAUCUGUUCUUGUGCGUGCAAAGAGCCUUACUGACCACACUGAGUACUCCCUCUCUCUGAAUGUAUUUCCAUGAUGUGUUGAAAACAUGCUAAUGUUCAUAAGAUUUUUUUUUACUUAUGCUGAAUCUAUCUAGAAUCAGAUGAAUUGUCUGUCUUACAAGGAGUAGGGUACCACUUGGGUUGGUGUGUGAGGUACACAGGGAGUAUAUGUCUUUUGAAUUGUUUUAUUCUUGUAAUCUAACUCAAAGAAAUGCUAACUAGGAGGGUGCUGAGGCCACUCUAUAAUUUUAUGUGUGUGUUUAUGUAGAAUUCUAUUGUCAAAAGAAAGCUAAUGAAUAAAUUAAGCAAGUAUGUCAUUCUACAAUUUACACUUCUGAAGUUCCCAUGAAUAGUAUAUAGAUUGUGUUAAUCCCCACCUACUACACUUUAAGUCGGACUUUGUCUAUCAGUUCUGUUGAUGUCAUUUGCUAGACAUGCUUUAUUUGAUUAUGUUUCCUAUACAAAUGCAUAACGGGAUAGCCUAUUAAAUAAAUCUAAUGUUUUUUUUUUAAAGAAUGAGUUUUCCUGACCAGCACGAGUGCUUACAGCCAUGAGUGUUAGCUCUGUAAAUCUAGUAAAGGAAGACAGGUUGGAAGUGAGAAAGAGUGUGACGUGUUCGCACUGCUGACUCCUCAGUGCCUGGAUCCUCUUCCCACCUCCGCCAAGCUCCUUGAGCUGGGAUUGGGGUGUUGUGAAUCUACCCCUGAUCUUUUGCACAGGCUUUCCUGUUGCUUGACAGUGAUGUGGCUGACUGCAAUUAGCUUAAAGGCUUUCUGAAACAAAGCCUGGGCUGGGGGCUUUCUCAGCGCCUGCCCUGGAGGAAUGGCCCCAAUGUACUUGGGGAAGUGUUAAAGGCAGACAGGUUCUCUGUGGGCACUAUGGUUUUGUUAUAAGGGCACUUUUAAAAAAAAUUUAUUUGAAAGGCAAAGUCAUACGGAGAGAGAGAGAGAGAGAGAGAGAGAGAUCGAGAUCGAGAUCGAGAUCGAGAUCGAGAUCGAGAUCUUUCAAUCUUUCAAUCUUUCAUCUGCUGGUUCACUCCCCAAAUGGCCACAGUGGCCAGGGCUGUGUUUGGCUGAAGUCAGAAGCCUGGAACUUCAUCCUGCUCUCCCGUGUGGGUGGCAGGGAGUACUUGGGCCAUCUGCUGCUGCUUUCUCAGGUGCAUUAGUAGGGAGCUGGAUCAGAAGUGGAGCAGCUGAGACUCAAAGUUGUGCCUAUAUGGGAUCCUGGCAUUGCAGGCAGUGGCUUAACCCUCUGUACAACACCAGUCCCUACAACAUCACUUGUAGGGGAGUGUAUGAGUGUGUGUGUGUGUGUGGGCUUCCUGUGGCUGCUGUAAAAAUCAGCGCAAACUUGGUGACUUCAUACAAGAAAACCCCUUUCUUCUAUGGGUUUGGAAGCUAGAAAUUGGACGUCUAGUCAUCAGUGGUAUUUGCUUCUGCAGGCUCUGAGAGAUUCAAUCUGGGCCUGCCUUCCUAGCGUCUGGUGGUUGCUGGCACUCACUGGUGUUCUCAGCUUGUUGACCCCUCUUGCAGGUCUCUGCCUCUCUGACCACAUGGCCUUCUCUACUACUUUUAUCUGUGUAUUCUCUUCUGUUAUUGGAUGUAGGGCCCACCUAGGCAGUCAGGAUCCUUACCUUCAUCGCAUGUGCCAUGACCCUUUACACAAAUAAGGUCAUGUUCACAGCUUCAGGGUUUGGAUGUGUGUGUGUUUCUGGGGCCCUUGCUCACCGUAGAAUGGGGUAUUACGUUCCAGGGCCCACAUGUUAUGGCAAGUGCAGACUGAAGGCACGUGCCUUCGAUUUUUUAAGUCCGGCAGUUCUGCCAGAGGGACUCUGCUUAGGUUGCUGAUGGCCACCAGGCUGCAGAGUUUUGUAUGGGUUCAGCCUUUGCAGGUGUGGGGCCAUCUAGUCUCCAUCUGGGCCAGCUGGCUGCUGUUUCUACUGUGCUUCAAGCCCUUCAGUGGCUUUCUGUCAUUCUUGAAACCGAAGGCCCACGCAAGCCUGGCUCACAGAACCUUUGGGCUGCUGAGCCCUGUUUCCUGUCCUUCUGCCAGCCUGCUGGGCCAGCCACGUGACACUGGACUUUCCCUCCAACAUGUACCACUUGUCUUAAGUCUUUGUCCUGAUUGUCCCCUCUGCCUGGAAGGUUCUUUCCACGAAUCUUUGUGUGGCUGAUUUCUUUCUGUCACCCCAGUCUAAGUUUAAACAGCACUUCCUUCAUCUAAACGUAGUGUUUGUCUUCAAUCCCGUUGCCCCGUUCUAAUUCCUUGCCUGGCAGUUGAAAUGACCAUUCUGUUUUGUUUUGUUUUCUCUUUCUCCACUAGAGGGAGAGCAGAGGCCUAUUUGUCCUGGUCAGGCAGAAUCCCUGGGACAAUGAAUGCUCAGCACAGAGUGGCACAGGCUUAUCUUGAAGCUCCAUCAGGAUUUCUGUCACUCUUUUUUUUUUUAAAUUAUUUAUUUAUUUGAAGGUCAAAGUUUAGAGAGAGAGAGAGAGAUCGGUCUUCCAUCCACUGCUUCUCUCAAUUGGCCACAACAGCCGGAGCUGAGCCAAUCUGAAGCCAGGAGAGAGAGAGAGAGAGAGAGAGAGAGAGAGAAAGAAAAAGAUAGAGAUAGAGAGAGGUCUUCCAUCCACUGCUUCUCUCAGUUGGCCACAACAGCCGGAGCUGAGCCGAUCUGAAGCCAGGAGCCAGGAGCUUCUUCGAGGUCUCCCAUGUGGGUGCAGGGACCCAAGGACUUGGGCCAUCGUCUACUGCUUUCCCAGGCCAUAGCAGAGAGCCGGAUCAGAAGUGGAGCAGCCGGGACAUGAACUGCGCCCAUAUGGAGUGCUGGCACCUGCAGGCAGUGGCUUUACCCGCUAUACCACAGUGCUGGCCCCUCUGUCACUCUUAUUUUCGCAGACAUCAUCUUGUCACCAUAAAUCAUGCUCGGUAGAAACCACUGUAUGUAUUAGAGAUGAUAACAUGGAAGCCUUUUUCUAGGGACUGUAGGGUGACCAACUUGGGAAGACGUCUUAGAAGCUUUUUGUCUUUAAUUUUUUCAGAAUUUGUGUGGGUAUAUCAUGUUGGCUUAUAAAAUAUAGAUGACCACAGACAUGGCCACACAGAGCAGUCCUAAUGUACCCCUUAGUUAAUCUCUCUGAGCCUUAGUUUCCUUGUCUGUAAAAUGGGCAGAAUGCCAUCUAAAGUUCUUGAUGUGAUGAUGGAUCUCAAGCAAUUCAAGCAGUGCCUAGCCCCAGAGAGAAGGGGCAAUGGUAGAAAGCACUGGUUUAGACCAGGCACAAACCUCGAGUUCCCAGUGGGUUGUAAUUAUGUUGAGGGCUUCAGGUGUUGGCUAAGGAAAGCUGGUGGUUGCCUAGGGCUGGAGGAGCUGAGGGUACUAGGGAGCAAGUGCUGACGGGUGAUGAGAAAUUGGUCGUGGUGAUGGUUGAACGUGUCUGUGAACAUACAAGCCACUGACUCCUACUUCACAUGGGUGAAUUGUGCAGUGUGUGAAUUCAGUCUCCAUAAAGCUGUUAUUUUAAAAGAUGUUGUUUAACAGGCCCUGUGCAGCCUCCUGUAAUAGCUCAUGAAAGUGCAGAUGUAAACAUGAGAAAUGAGGAACAUUUACAUCCUCCCCCCAAGCUAUAUUUGACAGGUGACCUCGGAUGCUCCUGUACAGGGGAGAAUGGGUGACUGACCGUGUGGCAUGAAGCAGGCUGAGCCCACUCUGGACUUUCCACACAGCUCAGCAUUGAUAACAACCACAGAGAUCGGCAGCAGCCCCUCAGCUGUGCUGAGCUUGCUUUCUUUACAGUCUCCGCACCCCCUGAGGGGUGGACAGCCGCUGGUUCCUUGCAUCCCUGGAGGAACAGAAUGCAGUGGACCGGGGUGGGAGAUGCUGGUGAGUCAGGAAGCUGGGAGACAGGGAGAGCAGCUUUUGAGGAAUUCCAUUGAUUCCAUUGGUUCCUAGUGUUACAACCUGGAGCUGGGUUCUGACUUCUGUCUGGCAGAGCUAUAGUAGACAAAUGCUGCUUCCUGGGAAGUAAGGCCUCUGCCUGCAUCCAGGUGGCAGUGGCCAGCUUAAAGGUCUGUUUGUCCACCCUGGAAAGCAUGGCAGAACAAGCAGUAUCCAGUGAAGACUAAGUAAGCACAGUGACCCUAGGUAUCCAGAGUAGGGAAGCUUCCAUUAGAUAGAAAUUUCAGACACUGAGCCAUUACACAGAGAUGUCAGGACAACUGCCCUGAAAAAAAUUUGAAGAGAAAAGGCUCAAAAAGGCAAUAAGUUACAGAAAGGGACUUACAUCCAAGCAAUAAAACUGUUAGCAGAGGGGUGGGUGUUUGGCACACAGGUUAAGUUGACUGGGGACAACCGCAUCUCCUAUCAGUGAGUUGGAGUCACACCCCCACUUCUGAUUCCAGCUUCCUGCUGAUGCAUGUCCUGGGAGGCAGCAGGUGAAAGUUCAGGUACUUGAGUGCCUGCCACCUGUAUAGGUGACCUGGAUUGCGUUCUUGGCUCCUGGCUUUGUCCUGGCCCAGCCCUAGCUGUUGUGGGCAAUUGGAAAGUAAAGCAGUAGAUGGAAGAUAUUUUCUCUCUUCCUCCUUCCCUCUCUCUCUACCUUUUGAAUUAAAGAGAAAUAAUGAUACUUCCUGCUGGCUUCCUUGCUGGCCUGCCUUCCUACCUCCAUCCCUUGCCUGCCCUUCUUCCACUUUUUUCCCAAAAGCCCUUGGCAUUGGAGCCCUCUCAAGGAGGGGGACAUCUGGCAAAGGCAGUGGAAGGGAUUUGGGGAUCAGUGUGAAGAAUGUCCCUAUUGAGUACAGCAAUGUCAUGUGCAACAAAAUUGUUGAGAGAGUCAGAGACAUGUAUGAGGAAGGCAUACUCAGUGAGGGUGGCAGUGUCCUUGGGUGGGGUAAGGGUCCCUGGCAAGAAACAUGAAAAGUUGGGUAAUAGCCUGAUGGGCUUGAGACAUUGUCUUUGUGGUAAAUAUGGAAAUGAAAAUGAGACCCAUAUUUCUUGCUGUUGGGAAAAGGAGUUUAUGGAAAUGGAGAAGGCAAUUGGAAUUGGAGUUAUCGGUAUGAACUCAUGGUUUUCAAUAUACAGGCAGGUAGAGAAAACAACCCUAACAGGGCUGAGUGGACACAUUGGGUAUGGUCUAUGUGUACACAUGUUUCCCAGCGCCAUCACUUCAGAGGCGUGGAUUGAUGACAUCUCAACAGCAGUGAGCCCGCCAACCCCUGCGUUUGAAUUUCAAAACACAGAAUCGGACUUGCUAGAGAGAUGACUGAGGCUAGGGUGAGGGCGGAGAAGGCACGGGAUGAGCUGGAGCAUCUUGUCUUAGAAAAAUAAGGACGUGCUCAGAGGAUAACAGGGACACGGUCGGACUAAGGAAAAAUGAGAGAGCACUCAGAUUGCUAAGUUUGCUACUGACCUGACAGAAAUGCAAAGGAAGAAUCAGGAGCGAGAGUUUGUGAACAAACUCAAAGCUUUCCUCCCGUGCGGUUACGGCUGUUUUUGGUUGCAGAAGUUUUCAAUCGAAGACCUGCCGAAUACCCUGUGACUGAGCAAGAGGUGUUUACUGUGGUACAUACCUAGGUUUUCUGCCAGAGUCAAGGUUUGAGUUGAGGACAACGGUCACAGUGCUUUCUCUGUGUCCAUGGAGAUCAUCCUGUGAUUUCUUUAAAAAAUUUACUUAUUUGGAAGGCAAAGUUAAAGAGGCAGAGAGAGAGAGAGAGUGUGUGAUUUUUGUCUGAAGAGCUGAGAACAGCUGAGUGAGAUCCACUGUUGUGGGUUGAAGUGUGACACCCCCCCCCCCAAUAUGUUCAGGUCCUAACUCCUGGUACUUGUGAAUGUAACUUUGUUUGGAAAUGAUACCUUUCCAUAUAUAAUCAAGAUGAAAUAAAACUGGAGCAGGGUGGUCCCUAAAUCAACAUGAGUUGUGUCCUUAUGAAAAAAGAAGAGGGGGCUGGUAAUGUGACAUACUGGGUUAAGCCAUGCUUGCAAUGCUGACAUCCCAUAUUGGAACACUGGUUUGAGUCCUAGCUGCUCCACUUUGAAUCCAGCUCCCUGAUAAUGCACCCGGGCCAGGCUGAAGUGAGGAGCUUCAUGCAGGUCCCCCACAUGAGUGGCAGGGUCUCCAGCAUUUGGAGAAGCAGGGACAUGAACUGGUGCCCAUAGAGGAUGCUGGCAUUGCAGGCAGUGGCUGUGCCACACUGCCCCCCUCUUCCGUGAUGAAAAACUCAGCAAACUAGAUAUGUAAGAGAACUUCCUAACCAUGAUAAUGGACGUUUGUCGUACAAUUGUUGGGAAUGAUGCCCAUUUUUAUCACUUGUAUUUAGCAUAAACUGGCUUUUUAGCCAGAGCACCUAGAAAAAAAAAACAAAACAGCAAAAAAAAAAAAACAAACCCUAAAUUGGAGAUAAAAAGUAAAAUGAUCUGUAUUUGCAGAUGACAUGAUCCUGUAUUUGGAAAGCCCCAAGGUUACAAGGUCAACAUGUAAAAAUCACUUGUUUUUCUAUGUACCAGCAAUAAACAAUCUGCUUACUAAUAAA